This is a messenger RNA of Drosophila virilis, 3335 nucleotides long. RefSeq lists its product as uncharacterized. Gene Ontology annotation, biological process: neuropeptide signaling pathway. Gene Ontology annotation, cellular component: plasma membrane. Gene Ontology annotation, molecular function: neuropeptide receptor activity. NCBI's taxonomy places the organism in Eukaryota, Metazoa, Arthropoda, Insecta, Diptera, Drosophilidae. The record is from RefSeq and is a predicted model, not a curated record.
UGCGUUGCCGUUAGUUCGUGCCCAGCAUUUAGGAAGCGAGGAACAGAAACAGCCUUUUGGGACUGUUACUUCAAUAAUUUUUUUUUCAAGUGUUUUUUGUUGCUGUUGUUAUUGCAGUUGCGCUCGUUGUUGUCGCUGUUGCCGUUGCCGUUGCUGUUGCCGUUGCUGUUGCGCCGUGCAGCAUGCAACGCUUUUGGCGCGCCUAGUUUGAAAUUUUGUUAACACUUGCAAAUUGUGCGCUCAUUGGCUAUCAAAUGUGGUAAAAAUGCCGCCCGCUGAGCAUCAUGUGGCCACGCCCCAAGCGGCUGGCAAUGACGACUUUCAACUGGAAGCAAGCACAAGUGCCGAGAAGUGGAAGGAUGUGCCGGACAAGUAUUUACUGGUGAUAGCACACUUGCUGGCCGGCCAUAGCAAUGAGACGGAGGAUAUGGAGCGGUUCAAUGGCCCGAUACUAAAGGCUAGCAUUAAAUCGGUCUAUUGGCUCUUUCUCAUCCAGUAUGCGGCCCUGGCGCUGCUGGGCGUUAUCCUCAAUAUUGCCAUCAUUGUGUACAUCAUGUACCAUCGGCUCUACAAGGAUGUUACGCAUGCGUUCAUCAUUAAUUUGGCCUUCUGCCAUUUUGUGCAGUGCGCCCUGGUGUUGCCCAUUUCGUUGAUGGUGAUGCUGCUCCAGAACUGGAUAUUUGGCCAGUUCCUGUGCUUUUUUUUGCCCAUGCUUCAGGACAUACCGCUACACGUUGCCAUGAUAUCGCACAUCCUGAUUGCCUGGGAUCGCAUGCGCUGGCUAAACGAUCCGCUCAAGGGGCGCAUACCCGGCUUCGUCUGCUGCUGUGCCACCUGGCUAACUGGGAUGGUGAUUGCCCUGCCCUAUCCAAUUUAUACGAUUUACGUGGAGCUUGGGGACUACUUACCACAGCUGUCCGGCAUUGGGCUGUGCGUUGUCAACUUGAUGGAUGACAUGCAAGAAUAUACACGGGGAUUGUUUCUAAUCAUGUACUGUGGCCCGGCCGUCCUAUUGUCCUAUUUGUAUAUACGCACCUCCCAAGAGCUGCGUCCCCCGGACGGACCCUUCGCGGUCAUGAUGUACGAGCAUCGCGUCGAUCUCCGCAUGAGGCAGAGGAACUCCUCGACAUCAUCGGAGCCGCGCACGCACAGCGGCGGCGGCGUGGCCGGGCUAAGUAAUGGACAUGGAACAAGCACCCGCUCCUAUGAUCUGUACAGCGCCGAGCUGGACGUCUGCCGGGAGAAGCGCAAGCAGCGCAAUUUUGGCAGCAUGGCCGCCACCCAGGUGGUCUGUCUGUGCCCAUUAAUGAUACUAAGAUUCGCACGGCUCUCGCUCGAGGAGACCUACGAGAAUCAGAAGCAUUUCGAUUUUACCUAUUUGAUGUUUGUGUGGGUCGCAUUUCUGCCCACAGUCAUAUUUCCUUGUAUUUAUGCCUCGCAGAUAUUGCCCAGAGAUGAGCAGGAGCGUCUGCGCGGCUAUUUUCGACUCUCGGCCAAGCGCAAGCCGAAGUCACAGCGUCGCAGCAAUGCGGGCACUGGCAGCCUGCAGGAUGACUCCAUUGAAAAGGACGAGCACACUAAUACCACAAGCGUUGCGGUAAAUGUUGCGGGACAGACGCAGCCCCCAGCCGAGUCACAGAAGCAUCCACCCAAGGGCAACGCAGUGUCGCUGCGUCAUGAGCGGAGUCCGGGACAUGGCUUAAGCUCCACGGAUCGGUACAGCGGUGCGCCGCAUAGACAGGGUCAGUCUGCCGUCAAGGAGCGAGAUCGUGAGCGGGAUAGGGAUAGGGAGCGUGAACGGGAUAGGGAUAGGGAGCGUGAACGGGAACGGGAGCGUGAACGGGGUCGGGAUCGGGAACGUGAGCGACGGGAGCGCGGCGGUCAUGUGCUGAGUGGACGCGGGGCUGGGGACGCUGGCGUGGUUAAUAAUCUAGGCAAGCAUAUGCGCGGCAAAAAGCACGAUGUCAAGAUCAAUAUAAUCUCGGAUGGCCAUGGCUCGACUGGAUCGGGCCGCAAGCAGCCGCCUAGCAGCAGCAGCAACAACAGCAGCGGCCGCUCCAAGCCCGCCGCCGGCCAGGCCAGGCCAAAACCGACCAUAGAGUACAUGUCCGUGUCAAACAACUCGGUGUCCAAUCUGACCGCCUCCAGCUACUGCAAUGGCAACAAUAGCGCGCUGCUGGAUGACAGCGGCACCAGCAACUAUGGUGACGGCGAGGAGAGCUCCGUGGUAAGCAGCGUGAUGCAUCCGCCGCAGCGUUGGCCCCACGUGGCCGGGUUGCGGCAUAAGGAUAUCUCAUUUAGCGAGUGCAGCAGCACCUUCUCCUCCAGCACGCUGGAGCGCGACUUGGAGAUUAUCGAUCUGCUGGAGCGCGAGCGCAGCAUGGACAUACAGGAGAUGAUGCAACGGGAGCAGCAGGGCGAGAAGGUUCGCCUAUCUGUCGGCGGAGUUGGUCGCCAGCUGCCAGACAUUGAGAAGCUAUAUGCGCAGCGCUCCCCCAAACCCAAGCGAGACUCCGGCUAUGGUUAUGAUAAGGGCGCAUUGGCGCUGGUGAUGCCCGGCAGUGAUCCGCUCAGCAUGUCGCUGGCCAGCAGCAGCCAGCCCACAGAGUACAGCCUGUGCUCCAAUCUGCAGGAGCAUCAGCUACAUCAGCAGGCACAGCAGCGUCUUGGCCACUUACAACAGCAGCAGCUACAACAGCAACAGCAGCAGCUGCAUCAGCACCAGCAACUGGAUGAGGAGGAGGUGCCGCAGGACUUUUACGAUAGCUAUACACCCGGUGGCAGCAACAAUUUGCCGCCAGCAGUCCAAGCGGUGCAAGUUGCAGCGCCCGCCCCGCCCCCACCCACCUAUCAGUAUCAGUAUACGCGUCGGCUUAGCCGCAAGAGCUCCGGCCCCGGUUCGCAUCAUGUUCCGGGCGGCGGCACCGCCCGCGGCUCUAAGCGCGAUAGCUUCAAUUCGCUCAAUGGCACCGAUCUAAUUGCGGGCGCAUUCUGUGAGCUAGAUCCCACACAGCCGCUCAACAAAAUGGCCGGCCUCGAGGGUCGCAUGCGUCGCAGCAGCCCCCGGAACGCCAGCUUCAACUCCAAUUCGGCGCGCAGCUCAAUGAAAUCGCGGGAUUAUGGACAUGGAUCCACGCAUUCCGCGCAUCCGGAACUCGACUUUAGGGAGAACAUUUUUGCCGAGCUCUAAGCAGGAGGUGGUCUUUGGCAACAGAUUUUGCGCCCCACUCCUGGCAAGAAGUGCUAAUGCACUUCAUUAUGCUCCCUUCUUUUUUUCCAUUUUUAAAAAACAAGUAUUUGCAUAUCGCGGAAAUACUGAAACUUUUCGAACCAAA